GCUCUUCCAGAUCUCAACUUCCGGUGCUCAAGUGAGCAACACACGCUGCUUGAUGUAACGUUAUUUUCUGAUGUUUUUUUUUUUUUUUUUUUUUUUUUUUUAUCGCUCACUGGAAAGGUCAGCCACCGAGAAGACUUGUUCACCAGUAGCAUAUAUGACACUAAAUAUGACACUCUAUUUAGCCUUGCAGGCUAGCCCCGCAGCUGCGUUAGGAGCCAGUUAGCUAGCAGGCAGCCAGCUCGAACAACCAACCACAAUCUGAGGCUCUUUGGCAGCAUGGCGGGUUGAUUCAUUUCAACAGGUGCUACUUGCAAGGCUUGGAAGUUAGCUACAAAUCCAAAGAUCACAUCUCUGCCGGCUGUAAAUGACUGUACUGGAGGCUGUACCUGGAAGCUAAUGUUUUCCUUCUCUCGGCCAGACGCCGCAGUAGCUUUUCGACUGUCGAGCUGCUAGGCUGAGCCUAACAUUUCUGAUUUCAUCUCGUCGUUGUGGACACUUGCCACACGUAUUUGUGUGUCAUGCUCCUCGGCCGCGUCCUGUUCAGUCUCACAUCGACGUGUUUGAGAAGAGCUUGUGUUUUUCACAGUGAGCGGCCAGUCCUGAGGCUGCGUCACUUUUGUAUCAGUUAUUGUUACAACUUCAGUCCAGUUAAGCUGUCUUCACCCCGAAUCAAGGCCAAGCCUGUAAUCAACUCUUAUCAGCUGGCAGAGUGUGACAUGGAGACCUCGGCUGUCACAUCUGAUGAUGACGGUGAUGAAGGUGUGCUCGGACAAGAGAGUGGGAUGGAAGAUGGGGAGCUGAGGAUGAUGAUGGUGACUGCAGGUCAGAUGGAUCCAGUCAGCACAGAGACCCAGCAACAUGUGACUGAGGCAGAGCUGUCCACAGUGACUGCUGCAGACACAUCACGGGAGAAGAAGAUGAACAGGAGGAUGAGGAGGAAGCUGAUGAAGAAAAAGCUAGCGAUGGCUGAAAAUUCAGAGAGUUUGAUGUCAGAGCUUCCGUUUGCCUUGACCAGCCCUACAUCAUGGAAGGAGUUAGGGUUCCCCACCCCGCAGUCAACCCAGAAGAAAAGAAAGAGGAAGAGGGGAGACAGUGGAGGGCGAGUUGACAGUGAGGAAGAUGCGGAGAAGAAGAAGAAGAAAGUGAGCCAGCGACCCAACUACUUUGUGUCCAUCCCCAUCACUAACACACAGAUCAGUUCAGCUGUGAUUGAGGUCCAAGAGGCGGUGCUUCAGCAGGAGCCCCGAUUGGCCAAAGCCAUGAUCCCUGCCCCCAGUCUUCACAUCACGCUAUUAGUCACUCACCUCGCCAGUCAGGAGCAAGUAGACCUGGCGGCAGCUGUGCUGGCCCAGGUCAAGCCGUCAUUGGCUGAGCUGCUGUGUGGGCAGGACUUGGUGCUGUCCUUCUCGGGGAUCGGUCACUUCAGGAAGGAGGUGGUGUUUGUUAGUCUGGCCCCGGGACAACACAGACACACUCUGGAGAGCCUGGCAGAACUAUUGCGGAGCCGUUUUGAGGAGCAGGGUCUUCUACAAGGAGACUGUCGUGGGUUUGAACCCCACCUCACGAUUAUGAAACUGUCCAGAGCUCCAAAACUGCGCUCACAGGGUAUAAAGCGUGUGGACCCAGCCCUUUAUUCCAGCUACACAAACAAGUUUUUUGGAGACCAGAGGGUUGAGCGGGUGGAUCUUUGUUCCAUGUUGAAGAAGAAGCAAGAGGACGGAUACUACCACACUGAGAGUUCACUACAGCUAGAUUUGGUUCAGAGCCCACUCCAUGCCAAACGCACAAGUGCGCGUCACCGCCCAGAGCCCGAUGAGGAGGAGCUGCUGAGGGUCAGCAGGCGACUGGUCGAGGACGCCGUCAAUCGCGCCUUGCAGCAAUACAAACAGGAAACACUUCAGAACGGGGGCGGGCCCAAUGCCGCGGCAGUGCAGCCGGCGAACAGCGCCGAGGAAACCACGGCGAAGAUGGACACUACGGCGAACUCCACCACAGACACCAGGAAGUGACGGCAUCAGACUGGGUCGCAGAGACUGAAAAAGCAGCCGCCCAGAAUAAGUCAGCCGGGCCUGGCUAACCAGGAGAACAGUCAGUACGCCCUGGACAUGAAGCCUGAACCAGCCAGCCAGCCAGCCAACCAGUCAGCCCAGUUUGCUGACCAGCUAAUCCAGCUAGCCAGCCAUGCUAGCCAGCUACAAUAGACAGUCAUUCCAGCGAUCUGUCCCACUUAACCCAGCUAGACACACAUGCUAGUAGAUAAAGUAGCUAGAGGUCUAUGCUAGCUGAUUAUUCUGACAAGCCAGCCAACUAACCUUGCUAGUUAACUCACUAACAACAUCUGACAGUGAGGAUAUCCUCUCCUCAUAUCAGCUAUCGGUCUGUAUGUGCACACAAUACAGUCCUGUAGAGAGACAGUUAAGGCUUAAAGGGAGCAUUAGCUCACUAUUUUACUGUGCCACUCACUUACUGCCCUUUAGGAUUUGAUAAAUUGUAUUAUUUUUGUAGAAAAAUUUGGUUUCCUGUUAUGUGCACUUAAAACAGGACCCAGUAUCCACACACACACACACACACACAAAAUGUGACCGUCACCCUCCAGUUGAUUGUUCUGGGUGCAAUAAAUCUUUUAUUUUAUUUUGAGCAUCAAUCUUCAAAACAUCAGAGCGCAGACGCACUCGUAGACCAGAUGUCUGCCCGUGCGCAUGCGGUAGGCUGCAGGCUGGUGAUCUGUGUGGCUGAAGAGGACGCGUAAGAACAACGGUUCGGCUGAUUUGACUGACUGAGUCGGAGUCGUGACUGGUUGGAUGCCUUCCCGUUGACGUUCAGAUGUGUUGGACUUGGUCUGCGAGAGUUUUUGUUGAUUGGGUUGUGUUGUGCAGCGAGACCAGGUUCAACCCACUUUCAGUUCAUAUUCAAUUGAGGAAAUGAGUCUUUUGUAAAAAAAAAAUUUGCUGUACGUUUGGUAUGAGACGGUCUGUUUGGUGCGAGGUGCUCUACCGUUGCCAUAUGAGUUGCACUUGUUGUCGAUUUGGCCCCGGCUCUGUAAUUAUGUCACAGUUAUAAUCUAUUGACCAGCUGUUUCCGGCUGAGGCCGCACUGAGACAAUCAGAUUAGGACACUAAAAAAAAAAAAAAAAAAGAGUUCUUUUUUUUCCCCAACCAGAAAUUGCAACUCCAUUUAUGUUUUUUAGUGAUGCAUGUGCCAGCUUUUUUUUUUUACCGCCUCCAGAGUGAACUAGGACCUGCAAAGCCCCGUGGAGGAUCUGGGCAUACAAACUGCAUGAAUUUGGUAUCGUUCUAGCACUAAAACAGACAAACACUAACUUUACAGAAGACAUGCAGGUUAGGUGGAUUGGACACAAUAAAUUGAUAAUAAAUCUUAUUGUUUUUGGGCCCCAAAAAGACCAAGAGGUGCUGGCUAGUGACAACCAGAAUAAAGAAUAAAGACCGUACCACCACUGCCACUACAGUAGCCCAGCCCAGUUUUUUGUUUAAAAGUUUGCCAAGUACACGUUCUCACACUAAUAUUUUUGUUAAUGCCCAGGGCAUUUCGUCUUGAUAAAUCAAACCAUCAUUUAUGAGACAGCUUACUACUGGACACAGCUGUUUUUGCAUCAAGCAGCCAAAGUUUUGUCUGAUUAUUUAUGGUUAUAGUCCAAAUUAAUUGAUAUUUGUUGUGCAUAUUUUGUCACUUAUAGAUGAAUUCCAUGUCAAAGUUUCCCAGGGCCGUGCGGUCAGAUUCAUGAUUUAUUUUUCUAUUUUAUUUUGAAAUCCAUUUUUAAAUUAAUUUGGAGUUUUUAAACAGUCUCUCGCAGGUGUGAUGUAAAUGUAUUUUUUCCCAGUGUCUAACGCAGAGCCUCUUUGAGGGUCUGUUUCAUGGAAGGUUUACAGUAUUUCACUAAGUAAGCUGAUCUGAGGAGCUUGUUCGUACAAAUAGAGCAGUAGCAGCCAAGCAAACAUCGGACACAGUUGAUUUUGACGAGGAUGAAGAUCGCGUUCGGCAGACAGUCUAUGCUGUUGCCUGAAAACCUUGCAGCUUUUAAGUUUCUUUCCGGAAUUUCAUCCAGAAGCCAUUCAAAAAUGUGUGGGCGUCAGCGUGAAAUUAAUUACAUUUCUCAAGUUGAAUUUUUGACGACAAGGUUUUCAACUUACAGCAAAAUGUUCAUAACGAUGAGGAUGAUGAUGGUGGCGAUGAUGUGACUGGUUGGCUGUCUGACCACAACAAUAUUAUUAUUAUUAUUAUUUUUUAAACAUUGUUUAUCUGCUUUCAUGCUGAUGCAGCAUAAUAACCGCCAACCCUAUAAGCUUUCUGUUACGCAAAUCAUGUUUGAGUUUCACUAUUUAAAAAAAGCAAGAAAUGAGUUGAUUUUGAAAUUAGUAAAAGCAAAGAGGACGUGGUUUUGCACGUUAAAUUGAAGGGGAAAAAAGCACAAAAUCAUGAUUUUUUUUUUUUUUUUUUAAUUUGGCUUCAAUUUUCAGAGGGGAGGUAAAGCUACAUGCCAUUUCAUCAGAUUACCACUGUUCAAAGUGGCCUUAAUUUACUAAAAUUGAUGUGAUAUAUUGCUUUUGUAUGUGUUUAAGAUGACGGUACUUAGGUAACAUUUAUAGACCUUAGAAAAUAUCGUGUUGGGCUGUGGGGGCAGUGCAAUGGAUAAAAAUAUAUAUACAUUGUCAUAACUGCUGGCCAAAUCAUCCACAUUGCCUCGAAAUGUUACCUCUGUGUCAAGGCCACAAACUUCAGUGAUGUGAUGGUCAAUGAGUUUUAUGAAAUCUUAUGAAACAGCGUCCCACUGUGAUGUUCACUCUCUUGAAUCUAGGAAUGUACACGAUUUGAGAGAGUUGCACUUGGAGCCUUGUUGAGUUCAAUGUGAAAAUCCACCCUAAAUCAGAAUUCAUGUUCUUAUGAAGUUAAAUCAGUUUUUCUCACUCCCUCUUUCAGAAUUUGAGUGGGGACUGUCUUCGCUGAUUCAGUAUGAGGAUUAUUUUCUUGUAGUAUCAAUGGGUGUGAAUGAGGAAAUGAGCUCAUUCUCAUAAAAUCCACCAUCCAAGUGUUGUCAGCGCAGGCGAUGUGCACAAAUUCAGUGUUUUUUUACAUUUAUGUUUCACUGUAGUGUGAAUAACAGCUGAAUUCUGUCUCGGGGUGGAUUUUCUGUAACACACUUUCUGUUGAAGUUUUGAUCUUGUACUGCCACCGGAUCCUUAAUCGCUCCUUAAAAUCCCCUUUAAUACACGUGUUGUUCGACAGCACUGUAUGGCUAGUCUCCGUGUCGAUCUGUGUGUGUGUGUGUGUGUGUGUUUGUGAGACUGUGGGAGUUUGCACUGUGUCUGUGAGAUGUUUGAUCAGCGUUUCCCCUCAGACGUUCUUGUCUCCAUCAGUCAGGACAACUAGGAGCCGUUAGUGUUCGUCUGUCUGCACACAUUUGUCUUUCUUUUCUGUUUGUCCCCAUUUGUCCAUCUGUGUGUCAGUUUGUGUGGGGGUGUGCUGUUGUUUGUACUGUGUUGUAUAUCUUGUUCUGCCAUAUUUCAACAAUAAAACAGGAUAUGAGAUUUGAAACCAA
Myripristis murdjan (pinecone soldierfish) is the source of this 5554-nucleotide messenger RNA. RefSeq names its product A-kinase anchoring protein 7 (gene akap7). The transcript is spliced from 12 exons. The record is from RefSeq and is a predicted model, not a curated record. Gene Ontology annotation, molecular function: protein kinase A regulatory subunit binding. Gene Ontology annotation, cellular component: cytosol. The coding region runs from base 519 to 2009 and encodes 496 amino acids. NCBI's taxonomy places the organism in Eukaryota, Metazoa, Chordata, Actinopteri, Holocentriformes, Holocentridae.